Zychaea mexicana is the source of this 1178-nucleotide messenger RNA. RefSeq lists its product as uncharacterized. The record is from RefSeq and is a predicted model, not a curated record. Gene Ontology annotation, molecular function: protein kinase binding; cyclin-dependent protein serine/threonine kinase regulator activity. Gene Ontology annotation, cellular component: cyclin-dependent protein kinase holoenzyme complex; nucleus. NCBI's taxonomy places the organism in Eukaryota, Fungi, Mucoromycota, Mucoromycetes, Mucorales, Lichtheimiaceae. The transcript has a single exon. Gene Ontology annotation, biological process: regulation of cyclin-dependent protein serine/threonine kinase activity. The coding region runs from base 137 to 742 and encodes 201 amino acids.
AGGACACUUCUUUUUCUUCUUCUUCUUCUUCUUUGUCGUUGCUGUACUUUUAGCUCUUUAAUAUUUCUCCCCUCUAUUAUCUCUUGUGUACUUAUAACAACAACAACUACUACUACAACCAAAAGCAACAUUCGACAUGGCCACCAUCUAUCAAAAUGCCGCAGGCGCACUCCACUAUCGCAAGACUGUUCAACGUCAAGAACGAGUCGCACCGCCACCUUCCUCUUCUUCUUCUUCCUCUUCCUCAGUCAAAAAGGCAUCCUCUGCAUCGCCGCCACCCGAUCAGCUCUUGGCCCAAAUUUCAACGAACGUUGCAGUGAUCGUAAAGUGUCCUCAGGAAGCAGGCUGUCUGGCACAUAAGCGCCUGCCCAGCCUAUCCAACUUCAUCCACCAGGUGUACACCAAGAGCCGUAUGACGCCCACGCUGCUUGUCGUCGCCUUGAUAUACCUCGAACGCCUGCAGAGAAAGCUUCCCAGCGGGUCUCAAGGAGAAUACGACACGCCCUACAAACUGUUUCUGGCCUCUGUCGUGUUGGCCUCCAAGUUCUUGGAGGACUCGUACCCUGUUGCGCGCAGCAUCCUGCGUGUCGUUGCUCCGGUCUAUUCCACCGCUGAGCUUGCAGUCAUGGAGCGCAGCUUCUUGGGUGUGAUCAAGUAUGACUUGUUUGUCAAGCUUGACCAAGUGUGUCAGUUCGUUCAAGACCAUGGUGAAUCCGUCAGCGUCUUGGAGCUGGAUCUCUAACAAAAUAAAACAACAAAUCAAGCAAACAACAACAAAACAGCACAUACGACGACGACGACGACACACUUAAAACAAAAGGUCAACACCAACAACAUCUAUCGAAUGUACAUAUCACCCCUUCCUUUUGGCUUUUCACUCACAAAAUAUAUAUAUACGACCACCACCACCUGCCACCACUCUUCUAUGCCUUUUCCUUCUUACCAGCUACUUCUUCUUCUCUUAUAAUUCCUUUCCUUUUUCUUUUUCUUUACACUUACGGUACGGGAUAUCGAUCUUUACUAUCUUCUCUUUCUAUGCACUUGUAUAUUUCUCCCCACCCCUCACCCCAAAAAUGACGGUCAGCGAAAUAUCAACAAAACAUAAUGCUGCUGCUGUACAUACAAACUCUUUGACCGUCAAAAAAGAAUAUAUACUCUCCCUCCUCCCCCCCCCCCCC